This is a messenger RNA of Chlamydomonas reinhardtii, 2187 nucleotides long. RefSeq lists its product as uncharacterized. The transcript has 8 exons. Gene Ontology annotation, cellular component: membrane; cytoplasm. Lineage: Eukaryota; Viridiplantae; Chlorophyta; Chlorophyceae; Chlamydomonadales; Chlamydomonadaceae. The coding region runs from base 46 to 1740 and encodes 564 amino acids. The record is from RefSeq and is a predicted model, not a curated record.
AGCUGUGAGCGUGUGUACGCAAGCCAGCUCCUGCGUGUAGGGCGAAUGUGGGUUCGGAGGAAUGCACCCAAUGGGCGCUCAUAUUCAUCCGUCGCCGUCAACACCGCCACCACCAUUGCUGACCUUCUGGGGCCGCACUCGGCUGCUGCGGCGGCGGGUGAUGGAGUGGGGCUGGGCGGUGGCAGCGGCGUUGCGGCGCUAGCAGCGAGCGGCGGGGGCGCGCGAGCGGCGACUGGAGGUGCAGCAGCGGAAGGGGGAGCUUCCGCCUUUGCUGGCGGCGGCACCAAGGGAGAAGGCAGCAGCAGGGCGAGGCGCCUGGGGGCAGCAGGGGCAGGGGCAGCAGGUGUGGGCGGUGGUGUCGUCAGCGGUGGGGGAGGGGCGGGCAGCGCAAUGGCCCUGCGGCGCGGGCUGCAGUCCUUCUGGGCCGCCUACACCACGUCACUGGCGCAGAGGCCGCUGGCGACCAAGUGUGCCACGGGCAUUGUGGGCACCAUCCUGGGCGACCUGAUUGCGCAGCUGUCCUCGCAUGCGCUCGUCACCACACCCACCGAGGGCGGCGCCGCGGUCGCCGCCGAGCCGCCGAGCGGCCUCCGUGCCCUGCGCGGCGGCAGGGGCGGUCAUGAUGAGGAUGACGGCUAUAGGGCGGCAAAGGACAGGGAGAGCAAGGAGCGGGAGCGGCCGCUGCUGCCGCGGCGCGACGGCGGCGGCAGUGGCGGCGGCGGCGGCGGCCGCGGCGGGGGUGGCUUCCUGAGCGGGUUCAAGUACGACGCGGGUCGGGUGCUGCGGCUGUGCCUGUGGAGCGUGUGUGUGGGCACGCCCAUCGCGCACUACUGGUUCAUGCUCCUGGACACGCGGGUGAUGCCGCACGCGCCCACCAGCAACGCCGCCGUGCUCACCAAACUGCUGCUGGACCAACUGCUCAUGUCCCCUGCCGGCACGGCGCUGUUCUUCUGGGGCUUCCGGCUGCUGGAGGGCGGCAGCGCGGCGGAGGCCCGCGCCGCGGUGGCCGCCAAGUGGGGCCCCACCAUGGCCAUGAACUACCUGCUGUGGCCCGCGGCCAACGUCAUCAACUUCAAGUUCGUGCCGCCCGAGCAGCGCAUCCUGUAUGUAAACAUCGUGGCGCUGUUCUGGAGCGCCGUUAUGUCACACAUGGCCAACCGCAAGGAGCCCGACAAGCCCGCGACCGGCAGUAGCAGCAGCACCAGCGGGGGCGGAGCCGGCAGUAGCAGCACCAUCGAAUUCGCUACUGCCACUCAUCACAGCGGCCUGCCGCCAAGCAAGUUCGCCGGGUCGGGCGCCGCCCACGCUUCCACACGUUUCGCCACUGGCGGAGCAGCCCUGCUGACGUCAGGAUCCAUGCGGACGCGUGGCGGCGCCGCCGCGGCGGCGGCGGCAGCCGCUGCUGAGCCUGCCGGCCCCAAUGCGGCCGCCGCCGGCACUGCCAACACGUGCGCCUCCAGCGAUAGCCCCAUGCAUCCGACUCAGCAGUACCUCUCCUGGAAUAUGGCGGCGGCACCCGCCGGAGGCAGCGCAAGGGGUCGCGUCAGCGGUGGCGGCGAUCGUGGCGGCGGCGGCGCCGCCGAAGGAGGAGCCGCGGGUGUUGCGCUGGGAGCCGCUGCUUCGCCGGGCGGCGCGCCGGCUGCGGCUGCAAUGGAAGCGGCGCCGCCUUCGCCGUCGAAGUUGUCGUACUUUGCACGCAAGGCCGGUGGCGGCGGCGGCGGAUUGCUGGCCAUAAUGUGAGGCUGCCCAGGUAGCGAUGGCGGGGGCGAGCCUGUGACAACCACAAGGUGUGGUGUGUGGAUGUGUGGGUGGUGUACUGGUGUGAAAACAAGGCAUGUGGAGAGAAGGCGGCUGCGGCGGCAGGAGAUGGGCGCGUGCGGUAGUGGCCCCAUCUUGACUCACCCAAGUGUGUGUUCCAACCGUCAAUCAAGCUUGAUUGCCGGUUGGGAACUCUGUGGAAUGGUGCUAGGCUGAAAGGCUGGCCGUGUUGGCCCGUUUAGGUGUCCGAGGCAUUGAGGUACUGGAGCGCUGCUGCCGGUGUGUUGCUGAUGCAGCGUUAAAUGCUGUGCCAGCUGCAAUCAUUCAGCAAGGCGGCGCUGAUGGCGAUUGGCCAACUGCUCGAGAUAGCAAGGGAAAGUGAAGGCACCCCUGCGCCCGGUGCGGACAGGGGGCGAGCUAACUCUCGUG